Messenger RNA from Epinephelus fuscoguttatus (brown-marbled grouper), 6480 nucleotides. It is a transcript of the gene htra3b, whose product is annotated as HtrA serine peptidase 3b. Gene Ontology annotation, biological process: proteolysis. The record is from RefSeq and is a predicted model, not a curated record. Gene Ontology annotation, cellular component: extracellular region. The transcript is spliced from 10 exons. The coding region runs from base 312 to 1715 and encodes 467 amino acids. Gene Ontology annotation, molecular function: protein binding; serine-type endopeptidase activity. Lineage: Eukaryota; Metazoa; Chordata; Actinopteri; Perciformes; Serranidae.
UCCUCCACACUGAGUGGAUGUGCACUCUGCCUGGACAAAGAAACAUCCAGCCUCACUCUGCUGAAUGCUCUCUACCUUCAGCUGGCUCGCUUUCGCCUGUGGACGCACAGUUACGCGCGGCUACAGGACACACACGCUUUACUCUGAUGUAUUUUUCAUUGCUAAGAGGACAUCUGCCCUACUGUCUUUCGUGUGUGUGGAUUUCCAUCUGGACAGUCUGCAGAAAGUGAUGAGCAGUGCGGAGUCAAGGACUGUGAUCUCUGCGUAAACUUCUUUGUCCCUCUUUUAGUGUCUGUCCGCUCACAUUAAAAAUGCAAAUCCUCCUGUACACAGCUGUGUUCCUUUACCUCAAGGAGUCUGCCAGCACAGAGCCAAUAGACAAGUGUCCAACACGGUGCGAUGUGAGUACCUGUCCGAGCCCCAGCUGCCCCAGCGGCUACGUGCCGGACCGCUGCAACUGCUGCCUGGUGUGCGCCCAGGGAGAGGGAGAGCCGUGCGGUCGCAAGGACGACCUGCCAUGCGGGGACGGACUGGAGUGCAAACACCCGGCGGGCAAGCGACUCUCCAAGGGCUUCUGUCGGUGCAAGUUUAGCCACGAAGUGUGCGGCAGCGACGGGAAGACGUACGGCAACGUGUGCCAGCUGAAGGCGACCAGCAGGAAGGCGCAGCAGCAGGGACUGCCGAGCAUCAGCCAGAUCCAGAAGGGACCGUGUGAAGCCAGCACAGGUCCUUCACAUCCUGCCAGUCCUCGUUACAAGUUUAACUUCAUAGCUGAUGUGGUGGAGAAAAUCGCUCCUGCUGUGGUCCACAUCGAACUCUUCCUCAGGCAUCCUCUGUUUGGUCGGAACAUCCCUCUGUCAAGUGGGUCUGGGUUUGUGAUGUCAGAUAACGGACUGAUUGUCACCAACGCCCAUGUAGUCUCCAGCACCACACCAGUGUCUGGUCAACAGCAUCUCAAGGUCCAGAUGCAUAAUGGUGAUGUAUAUGAAGCCAGCAUAAAAGACAUUGACAAAAAAUCAGACAUUGCCACCAUCAAAAUCAAUACACAGAUGAAACUGUCUGUAUUGUUUCUGGGCCACAGUGCAGACCUAAGACCUGGGGAGUUUGUGGUUGCAAUUGGCAGCCCCUUCGCUCUCCAAAACACUGUCACCACAGGCAUCGUCAGCACAGCCCAGAGAGAUGGCAAGGAGCUAGGCCUCAGGGACUCUGACAUGGACUACAUCCAGACAGAUGCUAUAAUCAAUUAUGGGAAUUCAGGAGGACCUCUUGUCAAUUUGGAUGGGGAGGUGAUCGGUAUCAACACCCUGAAGGUUGCAGCAGGAAUCUCAUUUGCCAUUCCCUCCGACAGGAUAAUUCGCUUUCUCAAUGAUUCGCUCGAUAAGCACAACAAGGAUGUGAGGUCAAUAAAGAAGCGUUUCAUUGGAAUAAGGAUGCUCACCAUCACACCAGCGUUAAUUGAAGAGCUAAAACAGCAAAACCCAGACUUCCCUAAUGUUACCAGUGGGAUUUAUGUUCAUGAGGUUGUUCCUCACUCACCUGCACAGAAAGGCGGUAUCAAAGAUGGUGACAUUAUUGUGAAACUGAAUGGCAAACCUCUGAUGGCUACCGCUGACCUGCAGGGGGCACUGCAGGAGGACACAGCCCUACUGCUGGAGGUCAGGAGAGACAAUGAUGACCUACUCUUCAACAUCGAACCUGAUAUUAUCAUGCAGUAGACAUCAGAAGGACCGUUCUCAUGUAGAGUUAGUCCAACAUCUAAGGCCCUAAUUUUGUGAGAGAAAACAUUGGAUGGUUGAAGCUCUGCACCAGUGCAGUGGAACUUUUGUCAAGCGCACACAUCUUCUGAUACUUUGGUACCCAGCUGUUAACUGUGCCAAAGUAAAAUGAACCCAUGGACAACAUGUUGCAAUGCAGUUUUGGUUUCGAGGAUUUCACCUGUUCAGACCAAGUCAACGUUGGAACAGGUGCACACAUGUACAUACACGGAAUUGCAUAGACCCAAACCCUUUUAAUGAAUUUUGUGUUUCACUUUGAUUUUCACAUUAGAGCUAAACACAUUUACCAUACAAGUGUCUCAAAAAUAUCUUAAUAUGAGUCAAUAACGGCUGUUAGAAAGCACUUUAUGAUGCACACCACAAAAAACACAAGGUAAAAGCAAAGUUGAUCAAUGUGCAGUUGAACUGAUACAUUUCUCUUUUUUAAAGUAACAAUGUUAUAAAGAAAAUGAAUGAAUUUUGCUCUGAGGCAUUUAUCAGAUUGGCGAACAUGGUCACAAGCAUAAGUCCAUAAAACCCCCAUGACCCCUACAGUAUCCAUGAAAGGGUACAGAACUGGUCCCCUUAUCCAUGACUGGGACAGAAUUCGCAUUGUUUCUCCUUAGAACUGGUCUUAACCCCUCACAUUUGACCCUUAUGUCUUGGUGGGAUCAUCACUUGAAAAACAGGACCCCUGGUCUCCCAAAUCCAAAUCAAAGUGAGGUAGCAAGCUUCCCAAAUUGCCACUGCGAAAGGAGUCCUGGUAACAAGGAAGCUGAGCCUGAACGUUACUGUUGACUGAAAGAAUCUUUGAUAGCAUCCAAAACUGGUUCCUUUGCAAGGUGUCUGCACACAGUCAGGAGGAGCUCAAACAACCAGAAUACUCAGAGUAGAAUUUCUGCUUCUCUGUGUUGAGAGGCGUUACUUGCAUUGGUUCAAGCAUCUGAUUAGGCUGUCUCCAGGAUGCCUCCCUUUUGAGGUGUUCUAGCUAUGUCAAACUGGGAGAAGACAUGGGGGCAGACCAAGAAUACUGGAGGAAUUACAUAUCCCAUCAGGCCCGUAAACAUCUUGGGCCAGGGCCAGGGGAUAAUGAUGUUUGGGAUACUUUACUUGAUGGAUCGAUAACUGGAUUGAUGAUGAGAGUUGUUGGGUAUGGCUUGUGAUUAUUAGUGAGAUGCCAACUAAAAUAUGAAAUGAUCAACUGAACUGUGUUGACUGAUGAAGAGGUUGAUGUGAUUAAAUCUUUGUUCAUCAUCUCAUUCAAGUCUUUAUCAAAUAAAAAUGUAUUGCAAUUUUAUCAAUUCAGUCACCUUUAUCAACUCUGCUUUUAUCACUUAUGAUUUGGGGGUACUUGAAGACUAUAGAUGAUUCUUAACAGUAUACCAAAGUGUCAGCAUACCUACCUUACUCUUGAACAAUGGACUACACAUUGCACAAUUUUUCAUUAGAAUAGGGUUAUAGUUUUAUCAAUAUUGGCCUUCAAUCAGCUGUCGGUGUCGCCCACUGCAGACUGGAUGGACAGUCCCUCUUGACCUCGACUAGUGAGUGCUAUGUUGAUCAUUUUAAUUAUUUGUAUUGUAUGUCAGUUGUAUGAACAGAGGAAUCAAUCUUGAUGCAGCAGGAUUUUGCUGAACAGUUUGAGUCUGUAAAACCUGCAAUGAAACCUUUACGUAUGAAAAUGGCUGAAUCUGAAGAUAAUGGCUGUAGGCCAGGCAGCUUCAUUCCAAAAUUGCUGAAAACCUUUCGUGAAAAUGAUGAUGACUUGUAUUGUAUCUUGAGCUUGAAAAAAAGUUCUUAUAACCCAAAACUAAGUAGCUAAACUUGGAUGAGUAAGGGUGGAUCCCCAAGGAAUCCAUCCAAUCUGAGCCCUAAAGUUGUAUCACCUCUGAAAUCUAGGUCUUAAACCUGAAAGCCUGGACAUGUAUGACAGAUACGUGUUACUGGCAAUGUAACAGUCAAACAUAAAGUAACAAGAAUACAUUAUUAUGGGCCCAAUCAUGCCAAAGUUCAGCAAAAUUCAUGAAUACAAAGAACAGGCUUUUUACACUACUCUUAGCCCCAGGCUAAAGGAGCUGCUAGCCUGGGGCUAAGAGAGUAUUAACACCGGCACAAUCCUGACAUAUUCCAAGUGGGCUAACCCGGACUUUAGCCUAUAGGGCUUGUUGACCCUGCUCCAGAGCAGGAUUUGCCCCGAUUUUACUGGGUUAUCCCCUGAAAAUAGACUUAGCCCAGGCCUACGAGUUGCUAGUGUGAAACAUGGUUAUGAACAAGCAUUAAGAAUUCAUACAGGGACGGGCAGGAUUCUAACUUUUCCCUUAGGACGUCUUUAUUCAGUCAUUACAUGAAUAUUUUUCAUGUGAACAACUGUGGACAACACACAGAUGUGUUUGGGGAUUAGUUAUCUGGAAGUUUGUGCACCAUUAUACUCAUUUGUAUGAUUCAUCAUGUCUCAGCCCUGUGGUUGAGGACAAAAAGGAAAGGUUGCAGGCCUACUUGAACCUCACUGAGCUUGACUUGUCCCCUGCAGUUCUUUCACUCAUCGCCUGUAGUGUCCACUUUGUCACUGAGUGGUAGGAGCUGGGUCUGACAUUCUCUUGCACCGCUAACCAUGCAACAAGUUUUGUUGGUAAUUUAGGUAAAAUUAAUAUAACAACUUGUGACCAUUGUACAAACUAGUUUGUUUGAAACACACUGAAGCCUUUGUUGCAAACCGUGACCUGGGUGCAUGUUGGGAUGUUAUAUAAAACACUUGAUAUUUUUGUUUGGGUCUUACGUCUACUGUGUUAUGUCGUAUAAUCUUACGAUAGCUGAUUUUUUGACAUCCACUGACUCCCAAACAUGGUGAACAAGAUUAUAAGAUACUUGAGGCUGAGGCAUUAUAAGGCAUUAUUCCACAGCACAUCUUGCUCUAAGUGCACAUGGAGCAUGAAAUAGUGAGCUUCCUUAGCAAGCUCACCAGCAGCCAUAUUGGAGAUCCCUUUUACCAGAAUGAGUGAGAAGAGCUGACUGUGUAAUCUAAUGCAAGCAUUAUACCGCUCCAUAUCUGUGCUCUGCUUGAAUUUCUGGUAAUUGACAAUAAUGGCAUUGUAUUUGCAAGCUAACCCUAGUAUCUGUUUAAAUUAGCAUUAACUGAUUUUUUUUUUUUUGGCAACUUGGUACAGCAGAACAAGCCGUAAACAAAACUGACAUAGAGUUAUCACUUUAUGGUAAAUGUGUUAGCAAACAAAGGCCUAUUUACACAUCCAUCAGACAUGCAACAACAUUAGCAUUUGCUUGGGGCCAUUCUUUGGGCUAAUUUUCACUCAGGUUUGGUCUCCACCAAAUUCUGAGAAAAAUAUGCUCUACUGUGUUCAACUGUUAGUCUCUAAGGGCCCUGACACACUAAGCCAAUGGUCGGCCAUCGUUCAAUGUUGGGCCAUUGGUGAGCAUCUAUCGCGCUAGUUUUGCAGUGUGCUCUGCACUGUUGCCACUAGUCGGCCCUUAACAGCUAUUUUUUAGCCAGUACAGCAUGUUGAAUCAGCGCCAGACCCGGUGGAGCUCAUUGUUACUUUAGCAGUAAUGGUACAUAAUUGUUUAUUAUUGUUCGCUAACACAUGGUAAAUAUAAUUUGUUCUUUCAACAUCGGGUAAUGUCGUGCUCACUGGCUAACUCAUAUAUCCAUUCUGUCGGUCUUCCAGUUUCCAUACCGCCACCUGCUGGUAUGGAAAAUUUCCUCUCACAAAGGCACAGAGCUUACAUGCCAGUUAGCAGUCAGCUAGAGUCUUUACUCUUGCUCUUGUUCAAGAGCAAUUUUUUGGCUGAAACACAGGCCACCAUUAAAUAAAUACCAUUAAAGAUGCUAAAAUGCUCCAUCGAGCAGUUUGUAAUAAUUCUAUGUGGAUCAGUCACUAUGACUGACCCUUUUCACAUUACACAUUUGAUCAGUUUUACCAUUACCUUUGAUCUAUUUUACCACAAAAAAAUAAUAAUUAGUACAGCUUUAACAUUCAUUGCUUGGCUUUAUAAGGCUGCUGGCUGGCUAUGAGUUUUUGUGCUCAAUCAAAGACAAAUCCCAGACUUAUCUCUGUACUGGACACAGAGAUGAAAUCGAACUUUGAUCUGAUUGUGAGUUUCAUGGCCAACCAAAGCAUUUCCCUUUAUGUCAGAGCUUUCCUAUAACCAACAUUAGUGGAUGGGUCAUUUUCCAAUAGACUUUCAUGACCUCGCCACAUGCAAGACUGUACCACAGCUGCAGAGCCUCUACAAUAAACAUAAAGAGGUAAAUAUUUAGGAGGUUGAGUCCUUAAUGGGCUGAUUGUAAAAUAUGCUAUAAGGGCAUUUGCCAAAUUUAUUGUUUAAGCAUCACAAUGAGCUCCCAGUGUAAGAUUGAGACACUGUGUAAGCAGAUGUUAAACAUUGUCAUGUUCUUUGGUUCAUGGUUGGUAUGAUUUUUUUUAUUGCUGUAUGUUGUCCUUCCAUAACCAAAUGUGAACCACAUGUGUGCUGAUUAAGUUGAAAUGAUGUACUCUGUUGGAAUGAAGAGCACAAAAUGUGAGUAGAUGUUUUUACGUAGUCUCACCACUGCUGCUGCUCUGGUUCAUAACUGUUUGUCUUUUUCUAAGAGUAGACACAUGCUUUUAUCACAUCCUCAAAACCAAAUGUUUACAUGUAAGUUGCAAACAAGGCACUCCUCUCCAUCGGCCUGUGGAAGUAGCUUUUUCCACCAAAUAAAAUUUUCACAAACAGA